Molecule: messenger RNA, 997 nt
Organism: Rana temporaria (common frog)
Lineage: Eukaryota; Metazoa; Chordata; Amphibia; Anura; Ranidae
Exons: 2
Coding region: 56-997 (313 amino acids)
Source: RefSeq, a predicted model, not a curated record
ACCGCCCCCUAUCAGAAGACUGCCAGCUCCCACUACAUUGGCUGGGGGAGGUCACAUGGUGUCAGAAGACUGCCAGCUCCCACUACAUUGGCUGGGGGAGGUCACAUGGUGUCAGAAGACUGCCAGCUCCCACUACAUUGGCUGGGGGAGGUCACAUGGUGUCAGAAGACUGCCAGCUCUCACUACAUUGGCUGGGGGAGGUCACAUGGUGUCAGAGGACUGCCAGCUCCCACUACAUUGGCUGGGGGAGGUCACAUGGUGUCAGAGGACUGCCAGCUCCCACUACAUUGGCUGGGGGAGGUCACAUGGUGUCAGAAGACUGCCAGCUCCCACUACAUUGGCUGGGGGAGGUCACACGGUGUCAGAAGACUGCCAGCUCCCACUACAUUGGCUGGGGGAGGUCACACGGUGUCAGAAGACUGCCAGCUCCCACUACAUUGGCUGGGGGAGGUCACAUGGUGUCAGAGGACUGCCAGCUCUCACUACAUUGGCUGGGGGAGGUCACAUGGUGUCAGAAGACUGCCAGCUCCCACUACAUUGGCUGGGGGAGGUCACACGGUGUCAGAAGGCUGCCAGCUCCCACUACAUUGGCUGGGGGAGGUCACACGGUGUCAGAAGGCUGCCAGCUCCCACUACAUUGGCUGGGGGAGGUCACAUGGUGUCAGAAGGCUGCCAGCUCCCACUACAUUGGCUGGGGGAGGUCACAUGGUGUCAGAAGACUGGCAGCUCCCACUACAUUGGCUGGGGGAGGUCACAUGGUGUCAGAAGACUGCCAGCUCCCACUACAUUGGCUGGGGGAGGUCACAUGGUGUCAGAGGACUGCCAGCUCUCACUACAUUGGCUGGGGGAGGUCACAUGGUGUCAGAAGACUGCCAGCUCCCACUACAUUGGCUGGGGGAGGUCAAUGGCAAUCCAAAAUGAUACAGUUGUCACCAGAACAGAGAGAGGUGAAUUCCUCCUAUGGGGGAUGCCCUUGGGUGUCUGGGACAGGAUGUGA